Molecule: messenger RNA, 1479 nt
Organism: Psilocybe cubensis
Lineage: Eukaryota; Fungi; Basidiomycota; Agaricomycetes; Agaricales; Agrocybaceae
Exons: 5
Coding region: 1-1479 (492 amino acids)
Molecular function (GO): oxidoreductase activity
Source: RefSeq, a predicted model, not a curated record
AUGCUAUCCGACAUUGACGACAAGUUCUUUCCCCCUCCUUCUCACAGAGGCUCUCCUCCAAAUCUCCUCGCCCCUCGCACCUGGCCUGGCGUCUCUCCAGCAUCUACAGCCGCUCUCCAGGCUAUUCUCACAGACAACCACAAGAAAUGGCACAUAUUCUUCAAUGACCGUGGCUUUCACAACCAUACAGCCCACGCAGCUCUCACCCUAUGGUCUCUCGGGGCCCAUGAGACCAUCCUCCAAAAGUCGUAUCAAGUAAAUGCCCAGGAGCAGCGCCCCGCCUUCACUUCUCCGAACGCUGUUUCCAAGAAAGACUGGAAGGACUAUCUUGGUGAUGAGAGGUACUAUCAAGCUUACCUUGAAUUCUUCAAGGGCGAGCUCCAGACCAAGAGCAUCAGCGUCAUGCUGGAGGAAUACAUCUUCUCGACAGCCGCAAACUUCGUCCCAGGAGCCAACAAACAACCAGAAAUGCUAAACCGGUUCAUGGAGGGUCUUCUUCAUCCUCUCAUCCACACAGGGUUUGGUGUCGAGUUUGCUCUGCCUGGUACAUUCGCAGAAGGCCUUGCACAAGCAGCCGUUCACGGCGCAUCCUCUACAAAGGUAAUUCCUGAAACAUGGUUUAACCAAUAUGAAAGCCUUUCGUCGCGAUUUGCAAACGCUGUUGGUUUUGGGGACAAGAGCACCAAAAAACCAGUUCAUGCCUUUACAGUCCUCGCUCGAAUUCUCGCAGACCCUAUCUUUGUUCCCACCAAAGUCGCAGAGAUGUAUGGAUUUUACAAGACUACAGUUGAACUGCUGGGAGAUUCCAUCAAGAAAUAUGUCGACGAAUGGACCCUUGAGGGCGAUUUGGAGAAAAGCCUCGAACAAUUGAUUUGGGUUAACACGCUGAUAUAUGGUGUGGGCGGAUCUGAGGAACCAACCUUCAACGCAGACUUUUUCCAUAUGCACCUAGUCACAUCUUCAGUGUUUCUUUCCAGCAUAUUUUCGCACCUCAAGCCAAGUUCCCAAGUGCUGCUUUUGCGAAGCUACUUUGCUGUCUCUCUGGGAUGGUACAUUGGCCGCGGACGUCCGGCUCUUGAUAUCGCGGGAUUCUUCAAGAACCCGGACACGGUCCAUCCUAAAGCACCUGGACCUGAGCCAACUCCGCACAAAGACACGUACCCAUCGGCAACGUCGCCUCAUGCCAUCACACCGGACCCAUGGCUGGCCAUUCUGCAGUCAGCCGCGACAUACCCGGACGAUCACCUGCCCAAGUUACAGAGAGCACUCAGUGAACAUGCGUCGCAUUUUGGGAGUGUGAGAGCGGGCACGUUUGCGGGAACGGAACUGAAGGAUGCAGAGCUCAUCGAUGGCAGUCUAUUUAUCAGAACUGCGGGGUUAACUGCGAACAGAAUGGGAUGGGUACGGGAAGGCGAGGCACCGUUGGAAGGCUCCUGGGAUCGACGUGGGUUUUUCAAAGUACUUUCGAGUAAACUGUGA